Puccinia graminis f. sp. tritici CRL 75-36-700-3 is the source of this 363-nucleotide messenger RNA. RefSeq lists its product as uncharacterized. The record is from RefSeq and is a predicted model, not a curated record. The transcript has 2 exons. Bases 1 to 363 code for a protein of 120 amino acids. NCBI's taxonomy places the organism in Eukaryota, Fungi, Basidiomycota, Pucciniomycetes, Pucciniales, Pucciniaceae.
AUGUUGGUAACUUCCAAUGGAAGCUUUCAAGUCUUAAUAACUGCUGGAACAACCAGUUUUCAACAGUUUCAAGAGGAUAUCCUGGCCAAAUGUAACAAGAGAUUUGAAGACUCAGGAGGAUUAAUCCGUAAUUCAAUGGCGACCCACUCUCCAGUCUUCGAAAGUGGCCAAGACACCAACUUGGCUACCUUGGAGAUUGUAAUGCAAAAUCCAACAACUGCAGUGAAGAAAGCCACAAAGGCCAUGUAUGUUAAAAGCCAUUUGCUGACCCAGGAGGCUGCUCAAAAGGCCGGUCACCCCAACAAACAGGUCAAAGCAGCAACAAUCCAACUAGCGAGUUCAACCCCAUCAAUGUCUCGAUGA